AGAUUUUAACCGAUGAAUGUACAGUACAGUUAGCACGAUAAGAUAGAUACGAAAACAUGGCCGACGUAGAAGUAGAUCCUAUCGAUGUCCCGGAUAAGCUGGAAAAGAAGCUGAAUGUCGUUGGCAUGGUCGGACUCAUCGUCUUCUAUCUUAUCAUUUUCUUCGCUGGAAUUCUUUCUCACAAAGUGCUGAGGAGAAAAUCAAGAAAAGAUAUCAGGAAGACACAGGUUGAAAAUGAAACUGAAGACAUGAUGUUGGCUGGUCGGGACAUCAACUACUUCGUGGGCGUUUUCACCAUGACAGCAACGUGGGUUGGGGGAGGUUAUAUAAACGGAACCGCGGAGUCUGUGAUAAAGAACGGUCUUGUCUGGACACAAGCUCCGAUAGGUUAUUCAAUAUCUCUCUUCCUGGGGGGCUUGUUCUUUGCGGAGAAGAUGAGGAAGAGAAAGUUCGUGACAAUGUUAGAUCCUCUGCAGGAGAAAUACGGAAAACCUCUCGGAGCUCUCUUCUACAUCCCCGCUUUCUCAGGCGAGAUUCUUUGGUCCGCAUCCAUCCUAGCUGCUCUGGGAACUUCACUCAGAGUCAUCUGUGGUAUUGAUGAUACUACGUCUAUCAUUGCCAGUGCAGCCAUAGCAAUGACCUAUACUCUGUUCGGAGGGUUAUACUCCGUGGCCUUUACCGAUGUUUUCCAACUGAUAUGUAUAUUCUUUGGAUUGAUAUUCGCCAUUCCAUUCAUGGCAACUAGCCAUAAUGUGGAUAUUCCUCUGAGGAGUUCCAAUUUGACCAUGUUCAUGGAUCAGGACCAAACUUACUCCAAGUUCUUUGGAAAGCUUGACAAGGAAGAUGCAGGAGUUUGGGUUGACUAUGCCAUCAUGCUGAUGCUUGGAGGAAUCCCAUGGCAAGCGUACUUCCAGCGAGUCCUGUCAGCUAGAGAUGUCAGCGUUGCUAAGACCCUUUCCUUCAUUGCUGCUUUCGGGUGCUUCUCUGCUGCUAUUCCUUCUAUUGUAAUUGGUUUGAUAACAAUGAACACAGAUUGGCCAGGCACUGACUACGGAGAAAUGCUCCUUCCAAAAGAUUACAAAUUAGCUGUUCCUUUGACUCUGCUCUAUCUAACGCCGCCAGCCGUUGCUUUCAUAGGUCUUGGAGCAGUAAGUGCUGCCGUAAUGAGCUCAACCGACAGUUCAAUCCUUGGAGUUAGUACUAUGUUCACCAGGAAUGUCUUUGUAAACGUAAUCUACCAGAAGGCAUCCGACAAACAGACUAUUUGGUUUUUGCGAGGAACAGUUUUCGUAAACACGGUCAUUGCUAUGAUCAUAGCUAUAUGCGUGAAGACUGUGUACGGACUCUACUUGAUAUGCAGUGAUUUGGUGUUCAUCCUGCUGUUCCCCCACCUGGUGAUGGUGGUGCACUUCCCCAAGCUCACCAACAAGUACGGAAUGUUAGCUGGAUUCACUGUAGCGCUCAUUCUAAGAGCGCUAUCAGGGGAACCGGUACUGAAGUACAACGCCAUCCUCAAGUUUCCUGGUUACCUAGAACCCCAUUACGAUGAAGCUAACGUAUACCAGUAUGGAAGACAGAGAUUCCCCUUCAGGAAUCUCAUCAUGAUUCUCAACUUCCUCAUAACACUCUCUGUUACAUUCCUCUCUAAAAAACUCUUCGCCAAAUACCCUGAUCUGCAAAAGUACGAUAUUCUGGACGCUGUGAAGGACCAAGAAACAGACAAGAGAGAACGUCUUCAAAAUGAGAAGGAAGGAGAAGAAUGCAUAUAAACUCGAGUUCGUAGAGGUCCACACUCCACAAGCUUGUAAAGUGAGGUUCUUAGAGCUUCAAUUAAGCUGUGAUCGUGGAUCUGUUGUAAUCUAUUUGAAAUAGAAUUAUAACAAUAACAUUGAGUAACAGCUGGGUUAUUAUAAUGACAGUAUCUAAUGGGUGAGUCACAGGAUGUAGGAAAUGACUAGUUUAGGCACUAAAACGAGUUACUAAAAACUAAACCCGUUUUUUCUUGGAUAUGUGCACAAAAUAAGGACAUGAAGAACAAGAUGGGAAGUAGAAUUACCUGCACUUUUGCUGGUGUUGUAGCUAGACCUGGACACACUUUUAGCUGAGAAGCGACUUUUAGCUGAAGCCCCUGUUCUACUUGGUGUACCUUCCAUCUGGUAGGGCGUGCUCUCCUGAAAUUGUAUA
Messenger RNA from Bolinopsis microptera, 2184 nucleotides. RefSeq names its product high-affinity choline transporter 1-like. Gene Ontology annotation, molecular function: choline:sodium symporter activity. Lineage: Eukaryota; Metazoa; Ctenophora; Tentaculata; Lobata; Bolinopsidae. Gene Ontology annotation, cellular component: plasma membrane. Gene Ontology annotation, biological process: transmembrane transport; choline transport; acetylcholine biosynthetic process. The record is from RefSeq and is a predicted model, not a curated record. Bases 57 to 1769 code for a protein of 570 amino acids. The transcript has 12 exons.